Galleria mellonella (greater wax moth) is the source of this 3485-nucleotide messenger RNA. It is a transcript of the gene Abd-b, whose product is annotated as homeobox protein abdominal-B-like. The transcript has 6 exons. Bases 454 to 1512 code for a protein of 352 amino acids. Gene Ontology annotation, cellular component: nucleus. NCBI's taxonomy places the organism in Eukaryota, Metazoa, Arthropoda, Insecta, Lepidoptera, Pyralidae. Gene Ontology annotation, biological process: anterior/posterior pattern specification; proximal/distal pattern formation; regulation of transcription by RNA polymerase II. Gene Ontology annotation, molecular function: DNA-binding transcription factor activity, RNA polymerase II-specific; RNA polymerase II cis-regulatory region sequence-specific DNA binding. The record is from RefSeq and is a predicted model, not a curated record.
GCCUGUAAUUUCGCGGUGUUCGCGGCGCGCAGGCGCGUACGCACGCCCGGAUAAAAUGGCGAACUAAUUUCUAGUUGUAAUUUAAAGUACAUACAAAUAAGUGUUCGAAACCAUUUCUACCGGAUAUAUAGAACGAUUAAUGCAAUAUAACGCGCUCACCCAUGCCUUCCUUAUCGGUCGAAUUACGGGGACAUUGGUUUUUAUAUAGUGCUACAUAAGUCAUAUAUAAGUACUUAUAUGUUCAAAACAUCGUAUUACAGUAUGAUUCAACAGUUUAUGUGCUUGAAGGAGAGUUUUGGAUUAUUAAUCUCAUCAAAAUGGUAUGAAGCGAGUAAAGAUAAUUCUGAGAAACUGGAAGACGUAGCCUAAAAGGCGAGUUGCGGGUAAGGUUCGAGCGCGGCUCAACUCGCGGUCGACCUUACUAACAGGUGAGGCGGCGACGCCACACAGAACAUGAUACUAAGGUUGCCGUGCCCUUUUACGCAGACGUCGCUCGCAAGCUUACGACAAGCGCCCGCAUCCGGCCACUCCGCCGGACCGGCCUGGUGGACCAUGAUGAACGGGGUCGGCGGCGCGCUGUAUGAGGAAGCGCACGCGUCGCCACCCGGGGGUUCCCCACCGGCCGCUCCAGCUGCUGCGCCACCCUCAGCAUCGAGUGCCUCACCGGCCUCUGUUGGCUCCAAUCCCCCACAACCACCUCUUCACAUUCCGGCUAAGCGGUAUGAACCGGAGCCGGGUGUUAUACGGCACGCGCAGCAGCCUUGGGGUUACCCGCCUGACGCGCCAGGCUCCUUCGAGCAAUACCCCACCGGACCUACCUAUUAUAAUUUACCAGUGGAAAGGGAGCGCAAGUCAACGCUGCCCUUCUGGCCUACGAGUAGCGGCGAAUAUAAGCCCUAUGCAGAUGGUGGAUGUCAUCAGGGCUUCUCGCAGCCUUGUUGGAAUUACCCAUAUGGGGCGCCAAGAGGUGACCAGCCCUUGCCGUACGUCAGUGGUGAAGAACGACGAACGGCUGUUUCCGAGGCGUCUGGUUUCUCCCACGAUGCCUAUGGUCUACGAAAUUACGCGCCAGAGACAGUGUCCAGCGCGCCUUAUCCACCACCAGGAUCUUUACCCGGUUCCUUAUCGAUGUCGGUGGGUGUCGGUGUUGGAUGCGGAUCCUCAAACCCCCUCGACUGGACUGGUCAAGUGACUGUCCGUAAAAAACGUAAACCCUACUCGAAGUUCCAGACACUCGAGUUAGAGAAAGAGUUCCUUUUCAACGCUUAUGUCUCGAAACAAAAGAGAUGGGAGCUGGCGAGAAAUUUGAACCUAACCGAGAGGCAAGUAAAAAUAUGGUUUCAGAAUAGACGAAUGAAAAACAAGAAGAAUUCGCAGCGGCAAGCGGCGCAGGCGGCGCAGAACAACAACAAUAAUUCAAACGCGAACAACCAUAACCAUCAUGGUGGGCACCAUCACGCGCCACACCAUGUCGCGCUGCACCAUGCUGCACCAGCUAAACACCAUCAGUGACCCGCGCCUUUCUCUGGGACUUAUCCCCUUCACCACGGUAUAGCCAGCUAAAUUAGAUGAACCGAGAAGGAAAGUUCCAUAGGACCUUUGUGAAAGUGGUCGUACUUAAUGUUUGAAAGUUACGAGAGGAUUCAUUUACGUCCAAUGUUUGUUACCGGAUAGACUAUAUAGGAACGUCGUACGCGCUAUACCGUUUCGUAGGUAAAGUGGACGCUGAGCCAGCGCCAGGAGCGCUCCAGUCCCAGAGAAUCUCAUAGUAAGAUAAUUAUUGUGUUGUCGAUUUGUGUAUAGUAUUAAUUACGAAAUAAUGUUCUGUAAUUUUAACGAGACUAAGUACAUGAAUAGAUAAUGAUUCCUGAUAUUAAUAAUAUCUAGUAUAGUGCUGAUGUAUUUGUUUAUUUAAGUAUCUACGAAAUACGAAUAUUAAAGACGUCACCCAUUUAUUAUAGUUUCUAGAUAGUUUAUUGAAAUAAAUUUUGUAAAAUAUUUUGUGAGACUGCUUAUUGUUGUAUUCGUAAAGCUGUUCAGCGGGUGAUUAGUCUUAAUCAGUUAACAUUUAUUUUCGUUACCAAAUUGUUGAAUUACUCGGGUUGCUUUGGUGGCAGUUAUAGAUGUCUAUCAUAGUAAAUAUGGUAUCCACGUGACAUUGAUUUUAUGUAGCAUACAUUGUAUGUAAGUACAUAGUGUAUUUUCGCUACCAACAACAUCACAUCUCUUACAAUUACAAAAUAAGCAGAAACAGAAAUCGCACUAUGAUCAAAUAUUUAUUACUGUUUAAUUUCUUAUCUCAUAAUUCGUAAAUUUUGUUAUUUAAAUUAUGGAUUUCUGACAAAGCUUUAACUCGGUUCCAGUAGAAUUAUACAUUAAGUUACUGUUAUAGCAUUUUUAAAAUAUUGAAGUUGAUGUUAUAAUCAAUAAGGUAUUAUGGGCAAGUGCAUUAAUAUUGUCCCCUAUUGGUUCAUUGUACUGUUCGCUUAAGCCUCUCUUAUUACUUUUUAUUAUUUUUGUUUUAGUUAAAUAUUUUAUUAUUUAUUUAUAGAUUACACGAGCAUAACUGAAAUUUAAAAAUAAUUAUACUUUGUCUACAUCGAAUGGAAUGUGUACUAUAAGUAUGUUCAUUGUGUACAACAAAUUAUUACAAAUUUUGAUUACUUUUAUUUUAAGAUCUUCAUGAUUCAACCCAGUUUUAGGAUUAUCAUCGUCAUACUAUUUAGCUACCUUCAUCUUCCCUAUUUUAUCAUAUUAUAUCUAUGUAAUAAAUGUUUUCUUGUAAACUUAGUAGUUCACUCGGAUCUAAUUCAUUAAAUCUGUAUUGUCCUGUAAUUUUAUAGUGAAUAAUUAGAUGUUUUUGUACAAAAUGGCGACCUCGUCUAGGUGACCGAAUUUCUAUACAAAGCAAGGUAUAUACUGCCGUGUGCUUGUGACUUAGACGAAUCUAUGACUAAGUUUAUAUGAGAUUGUGACGUAUGUGACAAUCAUUAUCUACAUGUUACAUAAUAACCGAAAAAUUAAAUCCUAACAGUUUUAAUUUAUGAACUUUAUCUGAAAAGCAGUUUCAAAAGUAAUUCUCAUACGUAUUUUAUUUAAAUUAAAAUUUAACAUCAUUAUAUUGGCCAAGUACUUAGUUAACCUUUUUAUUGUUUGGUUUACAUGUCGCUCCUCAAUAUACAGGCUGAUUGCUUUUCAGAUGAAGUUUUUCACUUCUCGUAGUUUAUGUAAUACGAACUGUAUAUUCAACGAUUUCAGUAGACAUUACGAAUAGAAACAUACUUAUCUAUACUAUUGUAAUAAUUAAAGGUCUCGUAAUUAUUAUUGUACAGAUAAAUUAAAGUAGUUAAUCACGCCAGAAAAUGUGAGGUUUUGUUAAGUAUAAUGUAUAAUUAAAAAUGAAUGUGCUCUCAACAAUUUUAUGACGAAUUUAGAAAAGAAUGUAUGAAAGGGGAAAAAUUAAAUACUUCGUCGUGUCUUGGUUA